Molecule: messenger RNA, 624 nt
Organism: Yarrowia lipolytica CLIB122
Lineage: Eukaryota; Fungi; Ascomycota; Dipodascomycetes; Dipodascales
Biological process (GO): spliceosomal complex assembly
Cellular component (GO): U2 snRNP; catalytic step 2 spliceosome; U2-type prespliceosome
Molecular function (GO): nucleic acid binding; zinc ion binding
Source: RefSeq, a predicted model, not a curated record
AUGGCCUCUGAAUCUCAAGCCAAUCUUCACCGACGAGAACGGCUCCGAAAACUCGCUAGUGAACAGCUCGACAUUUCCAAAGACCCAUACAUUUUCAAGAACCACCUGGGCUACUUUGAAUGUCGCCUCUGCCUCACCAGUCAUGUGACCGACGGUAGCUAUCUCUCCCACACCCAAGGCAAGCGGCAUCAACAAAACUUAGCCAAGAGAGGAGCUCAGAGUCGAGAUGGACCCAGGGAGCAGAACCGGGAACUAUCCGGAGCCAACAAAAUCCACAUUAAGAAAUCUGCGCUCAAAAUCGGCCGUCCCGGUUACAAGAUCACCAAGGUGAAGGACCCGCUGACCAAGCAGCUGGGUCUGCUUAUGCAGAUCAACUUUGCAGAGAUUGGCACGGGAGUCACCCCAAGAUACAGAUUCAUGUCUGCGUUCGAGCAAAAGGUGGACGUUCCGGCAGACAGAAGGUUUCAGUAUCUGUUGAUUGCGGCUGAGCCGUAUGAGACAAUUGCUUUCAAGAUUCCUGCGAAGGAGCUGGAUCAGCAUCCGAGUAAGUUUUGGAACCAUUGGGAUAAGGAUCGCAGGGAUUAUGUGUUGCAGGUCAUGUUCAAAGCAGAGCGACAAGCAUAA